Molecule: messenger RNA, 1218 nt
Organism: Leptosia nina
Lineage: Eukaryota; Metazoa; Arthropoda; Insecta; Lepidoptera; Pieridae
Source: the annotation of a GenBank genome assembly
AUGGCUGUAAAGCUUAACGAGGACCUUGUUAGAAAUAUAACAACAAAUGUUUCUGUGCCUCUUGUUUUUCGCAAUUUCGUUAGCAACUGGCCCAUAAGCCAGUGGAACUUGGAGAAGUGGUGUCAAGUUUUUGGAGACAAGGAAAUGCCCUUCCGAUGUAUGCGAAAAGACCUAAUCUCAGACGAGCCCUGUUGGGAAAGAAAAUGCUCAAUAAAGAAGAUGACUUUUAAGAAAUUUGUUGACAAUUUAUCAAGUUCAGAGUGGAUGUAUUUUGACUACAAGUACUUGCAUCAGUGGUUUGAUAGCAACAGUGAAUUAUGUAAGGAGUUGAACUGGAAACAGUUUGGUUAUGACAAGGGUGCUGCAGACACAACAAUAUGGGUAGGAAGUGAUGGAUCUCAUACUCCUGCCCACCAGGACACCUAUGGCUAUAAUAUUAUCGCUCAAGUCCAUGGAAAAAAAAGAUGGAUUUUUUUCCCACCAGAGACGGGUGGUUUAAAGAUGACCAGAGUACCGUAUGAAGAGUCUAGUGUGUACAGUGAAUUAAAUUUUUACUGCCCUCAUAAUUUGGAUGGAUUCAAUGGUUUGACUGGUGGCCGUUCAAUUGUACUAUCGGCUGGUGACGCCCUCUUAGUUCCCAAAGGCUGGUGGCAUUAUGUGCAAAAUAUUGACCCGGUUAACAUCACACUUAAUAUGUGGUUACCACAUGAAAAGGAUCCAUCAGCGCAUGUUUCAGAAGCCCUGAUUAAAAUAUUUAUUGCCCAAAUGUGCAAGGAUUUGCCAUUGGAAACUGCUAAAAUGCUUGUUAAUCCCAAUGAGGAUGACAUCGUAGACACACCUCUAGCGGUGUUAUUCCUUCAGUUGGAGACAGUAGCCAACACAUAUAUGGACAAGAAGCGGCGUGUGCGUCGCGUGAAACGGCAAAAAACGCGCGAAGACGACACUGACCUCCCAGACGUCGAGGAGUUUGACCUUAAAACUUUAGUUGAAAAUCCGGAGUAUAAUCUCGAAAUAGCACCCAGUAUAGCUAGCGCUGACCUUAUUCAAUUGCUUAAAGAUAAUAUUAAAAAGUACGCAAACACUGAAAGAGUGCUAGAUGAAGACGAUUUGGACGGUGUUACCAGUAACCUCUGUUUAACAAAGGCCGUUAUAGAUGCGUUCACUCAAAAUAAUGUUAUAGAUCUUGUCAAACAUAAUCUGUUAUCUUCUCUUAGCUAG